Fonticula alba is the source of this 2328-nucleotide messenger RNA. RefSeq names its product nonsense-mediated mRNA decay protein 3. NCBI's taxonomy places the organism in Eukaryota, Rotosphaerida, Fonticulaceae. Gene Ontology annotation, molecular function: ribosomal large subunit binding. The record is from RefSeq and is a predicted model, not a curated record. Gene Ontology annotation, cellular component: nucleus; cytoplasm. The transcript is spliced from 7 exons. Gene Ontology annotation, biological process: ribosomal large subunit export from nucleus. The coding region runs from base 198 to 1730 and encodes 510 amino acids.
CCCCCCCCCCCCCCCCCUCUACCCUCCCUCUUUUUGCUCCCCUCCCCUCUCCACGAGAUUGCCUCCCGGGUCCAGCUGUCUCUGCCUCUCCACUUUCCUUGCCGCCGCGCCUCUCCCCUCUCCCUCCCUCUCUCCCUUCGUUGUUUCUUGGCCCCCCGCGCACCCCGGCAACCGGACCGCACAAAGCUCCCAUCACCAUGGAGUACAUCAACGUCACCAACACCCAGCAGCGCAUUCUGUGCUGCAACUGUGGUGUUGCCAUCCCCCCGAACCCCGCCAACAUGUGUGUUGACUGUAUCCGCAACGAGAUCGACAUCACUGAGGGCAUCAGCAAGCAGCUGGUUAUCCAGUUCUGCAGCUCUUGCGAGCGUUACCUCCAGCCGCCCAACCAUUGGGUGGCCGCCGACCUCGAGUCUCGCGAGCUCCUCUCCCUCUGUCUCAAGCGUAUGAAGGGCAUGAACAAGGUCCGCCUCGUGGACGCCGGCUUCAUUUGGACCGAGCCGCACUCCAAGCGCCUCAAGGUGAAGCUCACCAUCCAGAAGGAGGUGCACGCGGGCAUGAUCCUGCAGCAGGUGUUUGUGGUGGACUUCGUCGUGGCCGGCAUGAUGUGUGAGGAUUGCCACCGCGUGGAGGCCAAGGACAUGUGGCGCGCGUGCGUGCAGGUCCGCCAGAAGGUCCCGCACAAGCGCACCUUCUUCUACCUGGAGCAGCUGAUCAUCAAGCACCAGCAGCACCGGUACACCACCAACAUCAAGGAGACUCCGGAUGGCAUUGACUUCUUCUUCGCCAACAAGACCCACGCGUCCAAGUUCCACGACUUCGUGGCCUCGGUCUGUCCCACCCGGUACAAGGUGUCGGAGGAGGUGAUCUCCAUCGAUGUUCACGCCCACACGGCCAACUACAAGUACACCUACUCCGUGGAGAUGGUCCCCAUCUGUCGUGAUGAUCUGAUCUGCCUGCCGCGCUCGCUGCGUGCGCACCUCGGCAACAUGGGUCCCCUGGUUCUGUGCAGCAAGAUCGGUAACAGUGUGCACCUGGUCGACCCGAACACCCUGCAGAUCGCCGAAAUGUCGGCCGCCAGCUACUGGCGCUCGCCCUUCACCACGCUCUGCAACAUCAAGAGCCUCACCGAGUACAUCGUGCUGGAUGUGGAGCCUCUCGGCCCGGUGCGCGGCAAGAACGUCCUCUGUGAGAUGGAGCUGGCUCGCAAGUCGGACUUCGGCUUCAAUGAUACCACCUUCUUCGUUCGCUCGCACCUGGGUGCCAUCCUGCAGCCCGGCGACAGCUGCCUCGGCUAUGACAUUGCCAAUGCCAACUUCAACAGCGAUCAUUUCGAGGAGUACAACCGCGCCGAGCUGCCUGAUGUGAUCGUUGUCAAGAAGGCCUACUCCAACAGCCGCCGCAAGCGCCGCAACCGCAACUGGAAGCUCCAGCACAUCACCAACGAGACUGCCAUCUCUGGCCCGGUGGACAAGCGCAAGGGCCCGGCCACCCACGAGGACUACGAGCAGUUCCUGCGUGACCUGGAGGAGGACUUCGAGUUCCGCUCUGCCAUCAACCUGUACAAGUCCGCCAACCAGCCUGCUCUGCCGGUUCAUGGCGAGGAGUCGAAUAUGGACACCGACUUCGACGACGAUGCCGAGAUCCCGGAGAUCGACAUCGACGAGCUUCUCGACGACAUGGCUGAGAUGAACAUCGCCGACGUGGAGAUGGCCGGCGACGGGGUGUAAGUGCCCUUGCACUGUAUGUACGUGCGUGUGGAGGUGUCUGCGGCACGGGCACCGACCUAGUAGCGAGGCACACCCAGACACACACACACAUGCACAUGUGCACAUAUGCAUCCACCAAACGACGCCGGGGUAUGUGUAUACAUUAUAUAUAUAUGUGUAUGUACGUCUCUCCUGUCACAUGUGCCUAGUUUGCCCUGCCCCGCUGUGCGCUGCUGUCCUCCCUCCCCUGCCGCCAUUCUCUGCCCCAUGGUGUGGCCAGUUGUGGCUGCAUGGGGAGGAGGUGUGCCAAGCCCACUUGCGAAAGAGGAAGGCGGCUUUGGCACCGCGGCGCGUGAGAUAUUGCCCCCUGGUGUGCUGUACUUUUACCCCUCCCCCAGAUCUUCUCCUCCCCUCCGCCUCUGGCGUCCCACGUCAGUCCCUGUAGAUUGUCCCUUCUCUCCCCUUCCCCCCCCCCCUUUCCCCUCCUUCCCCUGCUACGCUGCAGAGCAUGCCCAUUGCCCCCCCCCCUUUUUCCGGGGAUGGUACGAAUUCGUGUGCCAACCAUGCGCGAGCGCCCUUGCACAUUGUCCCUCCCAGAAUAAACCCUCAUCAAUGAAAA